This is a messenger RNA of Lactuca sativa (garden lettuce), 522 nucleotides long. RefSeq lists its product as uncharacterized. The record is from RefSeq and is a predicted model, not a curated record. NCBI's taxonomy places the organism in Eukaryota, Viridiplantae, Streptophyta, Magnoliopsida, Asterales, Asteraceae.
AUGGAUGCUUGUAUGGCAAAGUUGACAAGCUUGGAGUGGGGAGAAUAUGAUCUAAAAUACACCACUGCUCUUAUGUUAUUUGCUGAAAGUGCCGGACAUAAUGAAUGUUUUCGAGCUGUUAAAGAAAGAUUUCAUCACUUCAGACAAACGAUUCAUCAAUGUUUUCAUGAGGUCUUACGUGCAAUGAUGUGUUUUGCACGAGAAAUUAUAAUACCAACCUCGUCUACUCCAAUAAGAAAUACCUCAGAACGACAUAGAUGGCUAAUGCACAUAUUUCCCGGAGCAAUAGGUGCACUAGAUGGAACACUUAUACAUGCAGUUGUGCCCGUUGAUCAACAAACUCAUUAUAGGGGAAGAAGAAAAGGUGAAUGUUAUCAAAAUGUAAUUGGAAUUUGUAAUUUUGAUAUGAUAUUUACCUUUGUAUGGGCUGGAUGGGAGGGCAUAGCACAUGAUUCUAAAUUUUUGAAAGAAGUUGCAUUUAACCUAACUUCCGGAUUUCCAUUGCCUCCACCAGGUUUGUAA